AUGGUAGAAAAUGACCUCCUCGGUAACAACUUAUACAAGGUGCUUUAUGGUCCUUUGGACCAUGUCUACUUCAUAUCUCUGCAAUCCAAGCCUUCCAAAUCGCUUGUCCUGUAUGACGAUAACUAUCACCAAAUCUACAAAAUCGAUGUUUCAAGCGUAACUGGAUUCCAGAGGAGGUCUAUACAGAAGGAUUCAUGGACUGAUGCAAGAGAAGGGUCAGAAAAAUCGGCGUUUGCCAAAUAUAUUUUUGAAAUAUUCUUUGGAACAAAUAACCCUUUGACAUUUACGUUCUUGGAAUAUGAAUACUGCGAUGCAUUUUGCAAAAACAUAGAACUCACGUUUGGAGUUCAAGUCUAUAAUUAUGGCAGUUUAAACCUUGUGGCUCUAAAAGAACGUAGAGAGGAUGUAAAAAGGGAAUCUUUACAAAAUGAAGAUGAUAGACUAUUUGUUGCUAGAAGAAAUACUCCACAUGAUUUUUUCAAAGUAGCAGGAAUAGAUUCUGAAGGUCACAGCGAACCUCCGGCCACAUUUUCCAGUAAAUACCCGGUAAUUAUAGAAGGAACAAUGGAAGAAGGCACAUUUUUAUCAUAUCGCAAUAUAAAAACAGCAACAUUAUCACCGUUUACAGUUUAUAAAGUAGAGUGGUAUCUUUCAAAAUCAAAGGGUUCUGACGAAGAAUUUAUAGAAGAGCUUUUUAGCACGGAUGAUACAUUUUAUCUAAAAGAGUUUAUGAUUGGUCACUAUGUAAUGGUAAAGGUCUACAAGGCUAUUAAAACUUACAACACUAGGAACUUUGUGUUCUCAACAUCCAUAAAAGGGCCUGUUGUUUUAAGUAAUUAUCUCGCACAUAACGUCCUUGUAAACUCUGUAAAGGAUACUGUGACUCAUAAUGUGCUAAUGACCGUGUUGCAUCUGCGGAGGUUAUGCAAACUAAAUCCUCCAGCAGAUUACUCGGAGUCUACAGUCUCAGAAUUAAUAAAAAAAAGUAUACAAACUAAAAGGAGUGGUAGUGUACAAAAGCAAACUGAUGCUCCGAAGCAUAUUGAAAGAAAUCCAGAGUCUGUUCCAAGCUCAGAAACGAAGGGAACCACUUCUGCACAUAGUACGUCUACAAUACAAUCUUCUGAAAGUAACAAUUGCAAUGUGCGAUUCACAAGUUCUCGAGGCAGGCUAACACACGUCAAGAUUGAGAAUGUGACCUUUGACGACUCGUCUGCUAUAGAUACACAUGAAGCAGACGGGAAUACUUUCACAGAGAGGGAUGAUUCAAACGUUACAGAACAUUCUGAUAAUAAUGAAAAUCCAGAAAAUGAGAAACAUACAGAUGAGAAAAAACCAGUUACUGUACGCUUAAACAGAGAUCAUAGUAAACAACUUGAUGUUCCGGUUGCAGAGCCUAUAAACGAAGGGAAAAAUAAACACAUAUAUGAUCCUAUGAAUGCCGAAUGUAACGACACGGAAAUCGGUGACGAAGAUGUAGAAAAUGACUCCAAGCCUAUAGUUGAUCCUGAGCCUGUCCCAGAAGUUAUACAAGAAACCCCCAAAGCGUCUGGCAUGAAUAAGAAUACUGAUGAACCUCCAAAGGGGAAACUCUUGGGAUUUCUAAGAAGUGGAAAAGAAAAAAUAAGGCAAAUGGCGCAAAGAAAUGUAAAUUCCAAGGAGCAAGAGAAUCGGGAUAAGAUUCCCACUGCUGGCAAUGAAUCACAAAAAACCGCAGAGGCGCCUGGUUUAUUCUCCAAGAUUAAGGAAAAAAUAAAGAGUAAGGGUGAUUUAAAAGAGAAACUAAAAGAAAAGGUCGACAAGUGUGUUACAAAGGUCACAGAAGUGGGUAAACGUGUAAAGGAAAGGAAAGCUAGAACCGGUAAAAAUACAAAAUAUGACCAACCAAAAGAUGACGCUUUAAAUGUUACGAGACAAAGGGAGCAAACACUUGCCAAAAAUGACCUGAAAAAGGCUGAUGAUAUUCCAGGGGAAAACGAUGAAAAGAAAAGUACUAGCACACCAGAGAGCUAUGAUAAGGAGCUCUUGUCUAUAGAACUACAAAUUUGUUUCAAGGAGCUCAUAUUAACCUUUGAAGAAGUAAAAUUCACAAUUCCAUGGAACAAUUUAAAUGUGGAUAAAUCGGACAAUUUAUCAACUAAUCCAGAUCCUACAAUGCAACAGCAACUCGAUACAGCACUAUUUGUUAUUGUUAAAACAAGGGAACCGGGUGAUGCCAUUACACAGGAAUCCAAGAUUGAGUUAUUCUCGCAAUCCACGUUCCAAAGAAACGUAUUGUACCACUCUAUGCUCUUUAACAAACAUAGGGGAAGUCACUACUCAAUGGACAAGUGUGAAAGAGAGUUACAGCAGGGAUUCUAUGCCGGCAUCAAAAAGGCAUACAUAAAGGCAUGCAAGUCUACACAUGAGCUCUAA
Messenger RNA from Theileria equi strain WA, 2415 nucleotides. RefSeq lists its product as hypothetical. The transcript is spliced from 7 exons. The record is from RefSeq and is a predicted model, not a curated record. The coding region runs from base 1 to 2415 and encodes 804 amino acids. NCBI's taxonomy places the organism in Eukaryota, Apicomplexa, Aconoidasida, Piroplasmida, Theileriidae.